Messenger RNA from Laetiporus sulphureus 93-53, 615 nucleotides. RefSeq lists its product as uncharacterized. The annotation marks the transcript as partial. The record is from RefSeq and is a predicted model, not a curated record. Gene Ontology annotation, molecular function: protein binding. The transcript has 2 exons. NCBI's taxonomy places the organism in Eukaryota, Fungi, Basidiomycota, Agaricomycetes, Polyporales, Laetiporaceae.
ACGUCUGCAUCUGCGUCUGCAUCGCCGACACCUGCAGUAGCCGUCACCGCGACUGCUGGCGAUUGGCAGGCUGUGUGGUCGCCUACCCACAACGCUUACUACUUCUUCAACGCCAAGACACAGGAGACGACAUGGAACAAUCCCCUGCAGCUUGCGGAUGCAUCUCAGCCCGUCGCUGGUCCCUCCACUGAACCCGGCCGUUCCUCCAUGUCUCCCGAACCCCCCGCAUCCGCUGCGUCGAUGUAUGCUCUGCAAGCAGCUGCGGCUGCACAGGGUAUCGAUCCGGCGCUCGCGCACCUCGACCCCAGCCUUGCAGGACCAUCCACACCGGGCGCUUUCACAUACACUGCCAAGUUCAACGCGCGUACAGGUGCGUUCGCACGCGCCGACGCACGCGACCCGAGCCACCUCUCUGAGUACGAGCGCGCGAAGCGCAUGAGCGAGUUCUACUUCGACGUCAAUGCCUGGGAACACGAGGUCGAGGCACGCAAGCUCGAGGAGGCGCAAGAAGAGGAGAGUAAGAAGCGCAAACGGCCGACGAAGAAGGAUCUGGAACGGUUUAAGGAGCAGAAAAGGCUCAAGAAGAUUGCAAAGACAGCGUGGCUGCGUACAUAA